AUGGCGGUGCGGCGGGGACCGGAACCGGGGCUGGGUCCGGGACCGGGGCUGGCGCUGCCGUUCCUGCUGCUGCUGGCGGCCACGGCGGGGCGAGCGGGGGACGCGCGGCAGGAGGAGGCGGUGCGGGCGCUGGCGCGGCGCCUGCUCGGCCCUCGGGCCGCCGCCGUGUCGCUCUCGGUGGACCCGGCGCUGGCGGCUGGCGGGCCUGACAUCUACCGGCUGUGGUCGCCUCCCGGCACCGGGGUGGCCGUCGCCGUAGAGGGCUCCAGCGGCGUGGCGGCGGCCGCCGGUCUCUAUCGCUACCUGCGAGAUUUCUGCGGCUGCCACCUGUCGUGGUCCGGGGCGCAGCUCCGCCUGCCGGAGCCGCUGCCGCGGCUGCGGGCCGAGAUCCGCGCCGCCGCCCCCGGCAGGUACCGGUACUACCAGAACGUCUGCGCCCAGAGCUACUCCUUCGCCUGGUGGGACUGGGCGCGAUGGGAGCGGGAGAUCGACUGGAUGGCGCUGAGCGGCAUCAACCUGGCACCGGCUUUCGCGGGGCAGGAGGCGGUCUGGCAGCGGGUUUACCGUAACCUGGGGCUGAACCAGUCGGAGAUCGACAAAUACUUCACGGGCCCCGCGUUCCUGGCCUGGAACAGGAUGGGCAACCUCCGCCGCUGGGCCGGGCCGCUGCCGCCCGCCUGGCACUUCAAACAGCUCUACCUGCAGUACCGCAUCGUGGAGCGGAUGCGCUCGCUGGGGAUGACCACGGUGCUGCCGGCCUUCGCGGGCCAUGUGCCGCAGGGGAUCCUCCGGGUCUUCCCCCGUGUGAAUGCCACUCGCCUGGGGCACUGGAGCCACUUUGACUGCAGCUACUCGUGCACCUACCUGCUGGACCCAGAGGACCCCAUGUUCCAGGUGAUCGGGACGCUCUUCCUGAAGGAGCUGAUCAAGGAGUUUGGCACAGACCACGUCUAUAGUGCAGAUACCUUCAACGAGAUGACCCCCCUCUCCUCCGACCCUGCCUAUCUCUCCAGAGUCAGCAAUGCUGUUUUCAGGUCAAUGACAGGAGCUGACCCCAAGGCGCUGUGGCUGAUGCAGGGCUGGCUCUUCCAGCACCAGCCUGACUUCUGGCAGCCAGCACAGGUGCGGGCCCUGCUGCACGGAGUGCCCCUUGGCAGGAUGAUUGUUCUCGACCUCUUUGCUGAGUCCAAGCCCGUCUACCAGUGGACAGAGUCCUUCUAUGGCCAGCCCUUCAUCUGGUGCAUGUUGCACAACUUCGGGGGCAACCACGGCCUCUUUGGCACGGUGGAGGCCAUCAACCACGGCCCCUUCGCAGCUCGGCGCUUCCCCAACUCCACCAUGGUGGGCACGGGUCUGGUUCCCGAGGGCAUCGAGCAGAACGACAUGGUGUACGAGCUGAUGAACGAGCUGGGCUGGCGGCAGGAGCCCCUGGACCUGCCCAGCUGGGUGACGCGCUACGCCAAGCGCCGCUACGGCGCCCCAAACGCCGCCGCGGCCGGCGCCUGGCGCCUGCUCCUCCGCAGCGUCUACAACUGCACCGGCGUCUGCGUCAACCACAACCGCAGCCCCUUGGUGCGCCGGCCCUCGCUGCGCAUGGACACCGAGCUCUGGUACAACGCCAGCGACGUCUACGAGGCCUGGCGCCUGCUGCUGAGCGCCGGUGCCCAGCUGGGCUCCAGCCCCACCUUCCUCUACGACCUGGUGGAUGUGACCCGGCAGGCGGCGCAGCAGCUGGUCAGCGAUUACUACCUGAGCAUCCGCCAGGCCUUCCAGAGCCACGCGCUGCCCGAGCUGCUGACGGCCGGCGGCGUGCUGGUGUACGACCUGCUGCCGGAGCUGGACAGCCUCCUGUGCAGCCACAGCCUCUUCCUGCUCGGCCGCUGGCUGGAGAGCGCCCGUGGUGCGGCCACCAGCACCCGGGAGGCUGAGCAGUACGAGCUGAAUGCCCGGAACCAGGUGACGCUCUGGGGGCCCAGCGGGAAUAUUCUGGAUUAUGCCAACAAGCAGCUGGGGGGGCUGGUGCUGGACUACUAUGCUGUGCGCUGGAGCCUCUUUGUCUCUGUGCUGGUGGAGAGCCUCAACUCGGGCCGCCCCUUCCACCAGGACCAGUUCAACCAGGCUGUCUUCCAAGUGGAGAGAGGCUUCAUCUACAACAAGAAGCGUUACCCAGCUGUGCCAGUUGGGGACACGAUGGAGAUCUCCAGGAAGCUGUUUCUCAAAUACUACCCCAGCGCCCUGCAGCGCAGCUUGGCUGGGCCUGCCUGACUUUGGGUUCUGCCUCCAGAGCCUCCCCCAGAGGCUCUGUGCUCAGCUCUGCCCAGCUGCCCUGAGCCUGUUCCCAGGAAACCUGGGCUGCCCCAGUGCAGCUGGAAGCUUGGUGGGACACUGCAGAGGGACAGGACAAAUGUGUCCCUGCUGUGGGGCCUUGGCUGGCUAGCAGGGACAGUGAUGGGUGAGAAGCAGAUGGGGAGGUGGCAGUGGGCAGGGGGACAGAGCAGUGUUGGACUCCAGUGCCUGUGGGGACAUGGCAUUGCAUGUCCCUGCCCACAUUUGGUGCCUUUUGUAUCAUAAAAGACUUUGCAGCAUUGUUGCCUGCAGUGUUGCUGGACCUGCACUCCCCAGGACAGAGUUUUUGAGGCCUUUUCCACAGCUGGGGCUUGGGCAGAGCCUAGCUUUGGAUGGAGCAAAUACAGACUCUUUUCUCCCA
Molecule: messenger RNA, 2707 nt
Organism: Agelaius phoeniceus (red-winged blackbird)
Lineage: Eukaryota; Metazoa; Chordata; Aves; Passeriformes; Icteridae
Gene: NAGLU
Product: N-acetyl-alpha-glucosaminidase
Source: RefSeq, a predicted model, not a curated record